GGGCGUGCUACGUCUUGGUUGGCCGUAGACGUAGGUGGUGGACGUACGGUCGACCGACGACGACGAAGACGACGGCGGCGACGUCGACGUCGCCGAGGACGAGCACAGCAGACUAUCAGCAAAGCUCGCCGUGCGACGGAGAGGAAUAGUUUGCUGUCGUGUGAGAGGAAGAGAGUGAUCAGCCGUUUUAUCGUUACCUACCUGAGGGAGAGCGCACGUUGUGUUUGUUUUCGACAUUCGCAGAGUCCACCGCGAGAGCUAUUCGCACUAGACGCACUCAGGAAAGACGUCAUUCGACAAAAAAGUUUACGAGUGCAGCAGCUUCGAGGCGGAGUCGAAGCCGCGACGAAGGACGCGCGUUGUAGAAAGCCGAACAUCUGUUAAGAAGGAAACUUGGAACAUCUACAAAGGCCAAGGAAGAAAAGCAAGUGGGACGGAAGAGACAUAAACGAGACAAAGAUGACGACAUUCUCAAGGCGGUGCUUCGAGGAUAAAGAAUAAAGAAAAGGAGAAGGAAAGAAAACAAAGGUCAACACCUUAGAUUCGUGUCUCAGCACUCCUCCUUUCCGACCGCGUGUUCGAGAAAGUUUAAGUCAAGUGCUUCGAUAAAUCAAAAAGUGGUCGGAGUGAAGCAUUCGUGAGCGAGCAAGAGAAUCGUACGUAUCGUGCGGAACACUAGGAAGAGUAGUAGUUCGCAGUGCGUCGCUCCAGUGUUUUCGUUCACCUGACGGCUGGCUCAUCUUCCCUCCGCGAGGCGGAGGGUGGUGAAGCAUCGAUCGCUCGCCAUUUUGCGGGACGACCGACAUCUUCUGCGUGUAUCGACGACAUCUUGCCGUGUGACACCUUCGGCGAUACGGAAGAUACAGAGGCUGCUGCGGUGGCAUCACGCCGAACGAAACGACUGUAAUAUUUGCCUAUCUGUGCGUCCCUGAGUGUGCGUCUCUUUGCUCGCUUAUCGAUCGACCACACCGAGGACCGCCGCCAUAUUACGCGCGGUGUUCUCCGGCCGCGGCGGUGGCGGCGUAGUGGGUGCAUUAUCGCGAAUUUGUUUCCGCGUAACUCCGCGUAGGCGAGAAGGGACGAGUUUCGACGGUGAAGAGGGUGGCACACCGGUGGCCAACGUCGCGGGAGGGAGGAAAGGAGGAGGAGGAGGAGGAGGAGGAGGAGGAGGAGGGGGAGGAGGUGUCCUUCAAGUCGAAGGUAGAAAUCAGCAGGCUGGGAGGUCGGUUGAGCGAGGUGGUGGGUCCCGUCGUGGAGGAGGCCAUCGAGCCAGGGGAUGCGACCCCGCUGACGGGACCCUCGAGGGAGUCCUCGGUACCUCGAGCACCCCCGCCACCGCCGCAGCGUGUCACGACACCGAGUCCGCCGAGACCACCGCCCGCUACGUCACAGCAUCAUCAGCAGAAUCCGGGUCAUUCGACCCAUUCCCCGGGACGUCAGUCCCAGAAUCCCGGCCACAAUCCUGGUCAUAACUCGGGCAAUCCCGGACACAGAGCGGAGCACAAUCCGGCUCACAAUCCCGGUAAUCCGGGCCACAAUCCGGUAGAUCAGCAGAAUACCGGUCAACCAGGUCGGAAUCUCGCUGGUCGGUCGGCGCAAAAUCCCGGUCACCCUACCAAUCCAGGAGGACAGGAGACUCGAAAUCCUCACCCGGCUCAGAACGCGAGUCGUCAGCCGAGCCUGAAUCCCACUCAGCCGACGCAGGGCGGCAGGGAUCAGGCGCAACAGCAGCAGCAGCAGCAGCAGCAGCAGCAGCAGCAGCCGCCAUCGCCGCCGCCUCCGCCGCCGCCGCCGCCGCCGCCGCCGUCGCAACAAUCGCAACCACAAUCACAACAGCAACCGCAACAUCCGGACCAGCGUAUCGCCAGCGUCGCUAUGGGGACCGUGUUGUCGUUCAGCCCGCGGGAUCGUCGCGGGUCUGUUUAUCCACCAGCGGGACAUCAGCAUCCCGCCGAUUUUACGUUGAACAACUUCAAUUACGAGCAGCUGAACAACGCGAAGAAUCGCGAGAACAAGAGCAGCGUCGCAACGGUGGCGCCGGCGCCGCCCACGAAUCACCCACCGACCAACAACAAUUCGCUGCAGAACAAUAAUAUUAAUUUGAACAACAACGACAACGCGAGGAUCAUCUCCGAGAAGAACGCUCUGGAGAAGAACCUGAAGAAGCAUUCGCUCUUCAUCAACGCUCUAUCGUGGAAGCGGUUCAGCACGGCGAACAACAACAAGAAGAAGCUCGACAACAAGAACAAGAACAUCGCCUUCAGACAGCCGCUCGAUAAUAUACCUAUCGUCGAUAAGAACAAAAACAUACAAACGCCGCAGACAAAACCACCGGCGUCGAACAACAAUCACACUACGCACAAUCCGACAUGCGAGAAAUUGGUGCAGAAACCCCUGCCCCCUGGACCAAGGAAAACCGUCAUCCAGGCCUCCACCUCGGAAUUGCUCAAGUGCCUCGGCGUCUUCCUGCACAGGAAAUGCACCCGAUUAAGGGACUUCCAAGCCGGUGACGCUGUCAUGUGGCUCAGAACUGUUGACAGAAGUCUCCUGCUUCAGGGCUGGCAGGACGUCCCUUUUAUAAACCCUGCCAAUGUAGUGUUCGUGUACAUGUUGGUGAAAGAGCUCGUCGAUGGAGACGAGGCAUCUGAGAAGGAGCUCCAGGCGACGGUACUAACGUGUCUCUACCUGAGCUACAGUUAUAUGGGCAACGAGAUCAGUUACCCGCUCAAGCCGUUCCUUAUCGAGGACAGCAAAGACAAGUUCUGGGACCGAUGCCUAUUGAUCGUCAACCGACUUAGCUCCGAGAUGCUACGAAUCAACAGCGAGCCCGGAUUCUUCACAGAGAUAUUCACUGAGCUCAAGGCCUGCGGUGCCAGCGAACGUGGCAGUUUGACUGGCAGCGGCCUCGAACGGAGCCUUGUCGUCUCCGGAGUCGCGGUACCCACCAAGGCAGCUUGACGGAGCUACACACACCUGCUGGUGCGCAUCGCCAGGCACGGCUGCGACGUCACGACGCUCUGACGAUGGCCAUCGCGACGACGAGGAGCCGCGCUCGCAGCUUGACCCCACCGCAUCGACCUCGACUUCGGCUUCGACGUUACCUCGCCAGCAGCAGCAGCAGCAGCAGCAGCAGCAGCA
This is a messenger RNA of Harpegnathos saltator (Jerdon's jumping ant), 3138 nucleotides long. RefSeq names its product Cdk5 activator-like protein (gene Cdk5alpha). The record is from RefSeq and is a predicted model, not a curated record. Gene Ontology annotation, biological process: axon guidance. Gene Ontology annotation, molecular function: protein kinase binding; cyclin-dependent protein serine/threonine kinase activator activity. Gene Ontology annotation, cellular component: growth cone; cytoplasm; protein kinase 5 complex. NCBI's taxonomy places the organism in Eukaryota, Metazoa, Arthropoda, Insecta, Hymenoptera, Formicidae. The transcript has 5 exons. Bases 1876 to 2958 code for a protein of 360 amino acids.